AUGAAGCCUCAACGAGUAAUAUUCCUUCUACUCUUUGUCUCCCUCCUAAGCUUCUCUUCAACAACCGAAACAUCUUCUUCUUAUUCAACAACUCCUCCGAUUACACAGAGUUUUAGAGAAGCUCCCGAAUUCUACAACUCGCCGAAAUGCCCCUCUAUAUUCUCCAACGACGAUCAAGAUUCCGGCGCCGACGUCCCAGAUGAUACUACUACUACUAGCAAUGACGGCGAAGAAGGGUUCAAUAUUGUGAAUCAAGAAGAUGAAGAACGUAAUUUCAUCUGCGCCGACAACGGCGUCCACGUGGCGAUGACUCUAGAUUUAGCUUACAUCCGGGGAUCAAUGGCGGCGAUUCUUUCCAUCCUCCAACACACUUCUUGCCCGGAGAACCUCAUCUUCCACUUCGUCACUUCCGCCUCCGCAAACGCGUCCCUCUUAAGCGACACCAUCGCGACUUCUUUCCCUUACCUCAAGUUCCAAAUCUACCCGUUCGCUGACACCGCCGUCGCCGGAUUAAUCUCCACCUCCAUCCGCUCCGCCUUGGACUGCCCACUCAACUACGCCCGGAGCUACUUAGCCAAUCUCCUGCCGAUUUGUGUCCGGAAAAUAGUUUACCUCGAUUCCGACUUGGUCUUAGUCGACGACAUUGUGAAGCUCGCCGCCACUCCGCUCGGCGACGACAAGGUCCUCGCCGCGCCGGAAUAUUGCAAUGCCAACUUCACCACCUAUUUCACUCCGACCUUCUGGUCAAACCCAGCUCUUUCUUUGACUUUCGCGAACCGGAAACCGUGUUACUUCAACACCGGAGUUAUGGUCAUCGAUCUUGACCGGUGGAGGGCCGGAGAUUACACGACGAAGAUCGAGGAAUGGAUGGAGUUGCAGAAGAGGAUGAGAAUAUACGAGCUGGGUUCUUUACCGCCUUUCUUGCUGGUAUUCGCCGGGAACAUAGCUCCGGUUGAUCACCGGUGGAAUCAGCAUGGUCUCGGCGGGGACAAUUUCCGGGGGCUUUGCCGGGAUUUGCAUCCGGGUCCGGUGAGUUUGUUGCAUUGGAGCGGGAAAGGGAAACCUUGGGCAAGACUGGAUGCUAAUCGGCCAUGUCCGCUUGAUGCUUUGUGGGCACCUUAUGAUCUUCUCAAGACUCCAUUUGUCUUCGAUUCUUGA
This is a messenger RNA of Oldenlandia corymbosa var. corymbosa, 1158 nucleotides long. The record is from the annotation of a GenBank genome assembly. NCBI's taxonomy places the organism in Eukaryota, Viridiplantae, Streptophyta, Magnoliopsida, Gentianales, Rubiaceae.